AUGCCGCCGGCAGAAAAAAGCAAGGGACCACCGGUCCUGGCGCCCGCUGAACGCGCCCGGGGCCGGGUGCCGGGCCUGCAGUCGCCUGCGCUGUGCUGCGCCUGCGGUCUGUGCGCGCUGCUGGCUGGUGUGAACGUGACGCUGGCGGGCGCCUUCGCCUCCUUCCUGCCCGGGCACAACCCGCUGCUCGUUGUGGGGCCGGGGCUGCUGGUGCUGGCGCUCGGCUUCUUCGCGGCCUGCUGCGUGUUUAGCCGCCGGGGCCCCGCGCCCGGCGCGCGCUCGGCGGCCGCGGUGGUCCCUGGCCAGGGUGGCGGCUGCGCCGGGCCCGUGGCGCUAGAGAUGGAGAGCAGCGAGCGCACGGUACAGGACACCACGGCCGUGCAGCUCAGCCCUGCAGUCUCAGCCUCGUCCUCCGGCCGCUCCAGCCCCGGCCCCAGCACCCUCGCCUUGGAGGCCCCGGCGCCCGGGGCCUUCUGCGCGCUGCGCUCAGAAGGGGUCCAGCUCAACCCGCCCCGGGAGCGGGCCGCCCCCUAG
Molecule: messenger RNA, 534 nt
Organism: Piliocolobus tephrosceles (Ugandan red Colobus)
Lineage: Eukaryota; Metazoa; Chordata; Mammalia; Primates; Cercopithecidae
Gene: TMEM275
Product: transmembrane protein 275
Exons: 1
Coding region: 1-534 (177 amino acids)
Source: RefSeq, a predicted model, not a curated record